AUGCAUCAUCUUCACUUGCACCCCCACACCUCAUCCACCCCUUCGCACGUUAUUCGGCUCCUCACACCCCAUGUGCCCUCCCUGCCAUGUGCCCUCUCACAUCCCAUGUGCCCUCUCACACCCCAUGUGCCCUCUCACACCCCAUCUGCCCUCUCACACCCCAUGUGCCCUCUCACACCCCAUGUGCCCUCUCACUCCCCAUGUGCCCUCUCACACCCCAUGUGCCCUCUCACACCCCAUAUGCUCUCCACUCCAUUCUCUCCUGCCACUCGUUUCUUUCCAUCAGCCCCUCGUCUACAGCCUCUGGACAACCGUCCUCUCUCCUCUGCAGCACCCUCUGAUGUUGCUGCUUCCUCCACAUGCAUGGUGCAUGCAUGGCGGCUCCACUACAACAGCCUGAGUGGCACCAUUCCCGCCUCCAUUGCCCACCUCACCGCACUCACCAACCUGUGCGCCCAUUCUCCCUCCACCCCUCUCGCUCAUUCUCCCUCCACCUGCCUCUCUCCAAUUCUCCCUUCACCCACCUCUCUCCCACUCUCUCUCAAUCACUCACUCUCCCAUUCUCCCUCCACCACUCACUCUCCCAUUCUCCCUCCACCACUCACUCUCCCGUUCUCCCUUCACCCGCAUCUCUCACCAUUCUCCCUUCACCACUCCCUCUCCUAUUCUCCCUUCACUCGCCUCUCUCCCAAACAUGAUUGUUCAGAUACUCAGCAAGAACAGUCUUUCAGGCUCCAUUCCAGAGGCAAUUACCAGCCUCACGCAGUUACAGGAGUUGUGAGGGGUGAUGGGGAGUUGCACCUCAAGGACCUGCACAGCAACAAGCUGAGUGGCACCAUUCCCGCCGCCAUUGGCAACCUCACUGGACUCAACGCCCUGUGCGCUCAUUCUCCCUCCACCCCCCCCAUGUCCAUGCCUUCUUUAUACCUGCCUCUCUGUGCCAAGCAUUGCGGCCACCUUGACAACAACCAGCUGGCGGGAGAGCUGCCCUCCUUCCACCACAUGGCUCGUCUCACCUCCUUAGAAGCGCACCACAACUACCUCACAGCCACAGCAGACCAACUCCUCCCCAACGCUCAUAGCCUAGACGACCCUUUCAGAUACCACAGCUUGUGUCUGUUCCACCACAAUUGCCUUGGAGACAACUCGAAGUUCUGCAACCGUGAGCAGGCUCAGAGGCGUGCCAGCGAGUGCCGGGCGUUCUGUGGGACGCAGCCGCUCACCCCGCCGUGCAGCGGCCAUGGCGUGUGCUCCUACUUCGUGCCUCACCCCCCUCACAACAAGUUUUCCUGCUGUGGUGAUGAGGAUCAGAUUCCGCCACCCAACUAUCAACCCAAGGGCCAGUGCGACAGUGAUGAGGGGUACACGCCAGGGACUGAUGCUGGCACGUGCGUCCCUCACGGUAUGCCAUGCCUGUUGAUGAGUGCUUUCGCUCGCUGA
Molecule: messenger RNA, 1440 nt
Organism: Closterium sp. Naga37s-1
Lineage: Eukaryota; Viridiplantae; Streptophyta; Zygnematophyceae; Desmidiales; Closteriaceae
Source: the annotation of a GenBank genome assembly